AUGGUCCUGGAUCCGGUGAGUGCUCUGGGAGCUGCUGCUGCUAUCAUCCAAUUUCUAGACUUCGGCUGCAAGUUGUUGUCGAAACAACGCGACCUUGCAGAGAGUUCCCAAGGCACAUUGAUUGAACACGAAGAGUUGCUUGCUGUAACUCGACGAGUUGCUGAACUCAAUGGUCAAAUACAAAAUUGUGACAUCUCUCGCGACAACACGAAAAAACCAACACAAGCCGAGUCCGCCUUGAGGGAAGUCUCUGAAGAAUGCAGGAAGAUUGCCGCAGAAUUUCAGCACGUACUAGAGGGAAUCUCGGGUCGUCCUGGGCAGUCUUCCUUUAAAUCUUUUCGACAAGCGUUCAAGAUCGUCUGGCACAAGGAAGGGAUCGAGACGAUGCAACGCAGACUGGAUCAGCAGCGGUCGCAACUUAUUCUGCACCUGCUAGUGGUGAUCAGUGGGAACCAGAAAAGAGAUAUUGGAAGCUUGCUAGACGAAAGCCAACGGGUCGAAAUCAGCAUACUGCAGGCAAUUCGCGAUUCAAAUGCUGAAUUGAAAUCUUAUCUGGUGAAUCACCUCGCGCGGGAGCGAACUCAUGCGAGUCGAGAAAGCGCACAAACACUGUCGACACAGAAGCAGAACGCACUCUCUAUUGUUGCUACCGACAUCACUUCUCGCAUCGGUGUUGAUAAUGAAGAGCAUGCCCGAAACCUCAUCCUCGAUAGCCUUUACUUUCAACAGAUCGAGGAACGAAGGUUACGGAUACAUCCGGCUCACGAAAAGACUUGUCGAUGGGUCUUCAACAAACCAGAUGAGGGUGCGAAUACGGGACACAACUUUAGGACAUGGCUCGAAGACCAACUCGAGUCCUCGGGCCUCUACUGGGUAUCGGGGAAGAUUGGAAGUGGCAAGUCAACGCUUAUGCGAUUCAUCUAUGAAGCCGAAGAAACUAAGCUCGCAGCGCAUGUGUGGUCAAAACCCCUACCUUUACUAACAGCAAGCUGCUUUUUCUGGCUCGCGGGCACAGAGAUGCAAAAAUCGCGAUGUGGGCUCCUCCGGUCGCUAAUCCAUGACCUAUUGCGACAGGCUCCGGACUUGAUUCCCAUCGCAGCUCCUUCUCGCUGGCGUGCCGCCACAUUGGGAUCUAACCAACAAUCAUGGACCAAUACAGAACUAGAAACCACGCUGCUCAAAUUACUCGAAAACGGCAACAGAGAUUACCGAUUCUGUAUAUUUGUCGAUGGUCUUGAUGAGUUCGAGGGGGAUCAACGUUGUCAUUCAGACCUCGUAGAGUUCUUGGUCAAGUUAUCAUCCUGCUGCGGCGUCAAACUCUGCGUUUCGAGUCGGCGGUAUCCAGUUUUCGAAAGCGGAUUCGAAGAUUUCCCCCAACUGCGGAUGGAACGCUUAACACGAAAGGACAUCGAAGCCUUUGUAGUGGAUCAACUUGGCGAGAUCAAAGAAUUUGGUACCUUGGAGGCCGCUUAUCCAUCCACGUGCAAUGACGUGAUAAAGGAGAUCGUCGAGAAAGCUCAAGGAGUUUUCCUUUGGGUAUAUCUGGUUAUUCGAUCACUGAAACAAGGACUCAUCGAAGGCGAUUCAAUGGCCGUGCUCGUAACUCGCUUACGAGAGCUCCCGCCUGAUUUAGAUGAACUCUACCGUCGCAUUCUCCAAAGCAUCCCUAGUCAUCAGCGCCACUACGCAGCAGCAUGUUUCCAAAUUGUCCUUGGGUACAGUGGCCUCACUAUUCCUCGAAUGUCUCUUAUGACGCUUUGGUUUUUGGAAGAAGAAACGCUUGACUUUGCCGCCGCGACUCCGGUGGAACCUCUAGCAAAGGACAUUAUCAGAAGUCGACAUCUCAUGCUCAUCAGGCGCGUGGAAGGUCGCUGUAGAGGAUUACUUGAGGUUUUCGAGUUAGGCGACAAAGACACGCCAGCAGAGUACAGCGUGGACUACUUACACCGAAGUGUACGGGACUUUCUUAUGUCCCGCUCAGCACAGCGGCUACUGGCACUCCACUUGGAGUUCACCUUUGACACACGCCGGUAUCUAUGUCAGGCUUUCUUCGCUCAGCUCAAGAUGUCAUUCCCCCCAAAUCAUCCCGAGAGCUCAGAUGACAAGUCAUUGGAACGUUCAAGGGCUGUUUUCUAUGGUUUAUUUCUAAGCCAACUACGAGAAUGGACAGCGUCGCCCAGCACAUUACAGCCUGAAGUCUUCCAGGCAAUGGUUUCGCUAAUCAAUGACUAUGGAUACCUUUUCAUGCCAGAUGAUAUCGGCUCGAUGAAACGUUUAUUCCGAGACUUGAUAGACUCUGGAGACGAGACACACGUCAUGGAGCUAAUUCCUAAGCAUAACGAAGUCGACCUCGACCUUUCCCUCCAGCUUUUUGAUCUUAUUGGCACAUCUGUUAUACGGGGUCGUGCUGAUAUGUAUUACCGUGUUAUCAUUGCUCUACUAGAAAACGGUGCCAACCCGAAUCAGAAAGAGAGUUACUUGCGCAUCCUUAGCACAACUCCAUGGACCGGGUUUCUCAAGCUGGAGUGUGACCCCAACUACAAAGGGCGACACCCAAGCUCUUUGACGAGGCCAGGAGGACAGCCACAAUCAGAAGACGGUAGGCAGCAGGCAUUUUUAGCGGCGAGAGCGUUCAUUGAGCAUGGAGCGGCGAUAAGAACCCCAUCUGGUCAAUCUUGCCUCAAACUCAUCCACAAAGCCUUCCCAGGCUCUGAUGGCGAUGAGCUUGUUAGUCUUUUAGAGGCCAAAUCUCGACCGAAAUCUCGCUUUCAUAGAGCAACUCAGAAGCUGCUAGGUCGGGGUUCAGUAUAG
Molecule: messenger RNA, 2811 nt
Organism: Exophiala spinifera
Lineage: Eukaryota; Fungi; Ascomycota; Eurotiomycetes; Chaetothyriales; Herpotrichiellaceae
Exons: 3
Coding region: 1-2811 (936 amino acids)
Source: RefSeq, a predicted model, not a curated record